AUGUCCAAUAUCGAAAGUCCAGGCGAAGCACCGGGUCGGGGCCGCCCCGCCACGAAAGCUCCGAAGGGGCCGAAAUCUUCAAAGCAUAAGAAAAUCCGAUAUGUCCCUAUGGAGGGCGUGGAGGGCAUGGAAGACAUCCAGCUCUACAACGAGGGCGGCUAUCAUCCCAUUCAUAUCGGCGAGAUACUCCACCGCAGGUGGAAAGUUGUCCACAAGCUUGGCCAUGGUGGGUUCGCCACCGUGUGGCUUUGCUGGGAAAUAAAGACUCCGAAAUGGAAAGCUGUGAAGGUCAUGACCGCAGACCAUUCAGCUGACGAAAAUGAUCUGACCAUGAUCAAGUUCAUGACUGGCGGCCAGUCCCAGCAGACCAUGUUGGCUCAAAGUCACCUCGACGUUGACAUUUCUGGGUUCUGGUUAGAUGGACCGAAUGGACGACAUCUAUGCUUCAUGUCCGACGUUCAUGGCUGCGCGGUCACGACAUGGUCAUCAACCCAAGAUUCGACAAAGCAAAGUACAGCCGCAGCUAUAACCAGCGUUUGCCACCAGGUCGCAAAGAGCGUUCGAUUCCUACACGACAGAGGGAUCUGUCACGGCGACCUCAAGCCAGCAAAUAUCUUGAUGAGAUUACAAGGCAUCGAAAAACUCAGCAAAGCGGAGCUAUUACGACUAACGGGAAAGCCUCAACAAGUCAACACCCAAACUGUAUCGGGCAAGAGUCCCAAGGGCCACGCCCCCGAAUACUUGGUGGAGAAACUGCCUUCCGAGUGGUGCCAGGACCUGGUGACACCGUCGGUUGCCAUCAUUGAUUUUGGACACGCCUUCAGGGUGGGCUUCCCUUCCAAGACAGCUACAACUGCAACUCCCUAUGCGGCACCAGAGGUUAUGCUUGAAGAUGCCCCGGGUUCCGCGAGCGAUAUCUGGUCCCUAGCAUGCACUAUCUAUGAGAUCAAGACCAACCGCACACUGUUUGAGUCUUCCAAGGGAGAAGGUGUGCGGGAUACGCUGGACGAGAUUACCCGCUAUCUUGGUCCACUACCAGAAGCGUACCGCACGUCAGAACAGACCAACCACGUAUCUUCAACGCAAGCGAUUGCCAGCAGAGAGACCUUCGAAGAGACCCUAGGAUCCGAACGACAGAUCCUUCGGUCCGUACCAAACUAUGAGCGCCUGCCUCCGAACGAGCAGUUUCAGACAAUCACGUACCGAUAUCCGCAGGAGGAAGUACCGAAACUCGCAGACCUCCUCAAAAGCAUGCUGAAGUAUAAUCCAGCCGAGCGGACCAGCAGCGAGCAAGUCUGCAACCAUCCCUGGUUCGGCGUCUACAACAAGCACAGCAUGUACAACAAGCUACCCAGGCUGAUGGCAAACAUUCUGUUCUGGCUGCUGGUUAUCGUGGCCCUUGCUAUGGUAUGGCCUGGGACGAAACCGGCGAUAUACUCCGCCGCACGCAGUAUGUAUCAUGUAUUCCAGCCACAAGGGGAGUCCUGCCCAAAAGUGGUGACAUUGAACAUCGUGGCGCCUUCACAAGGCCCCUUUGACUACUCCCAAGUUUUACAACUCGGAGGGAGCAGCAUUUGA
Anthostomella pinea is the source of this 1578-nucleotide messenger RNA. Lineage: Eukaryota; Fungi; Ascomycota; Sordariomycetes; Xylariales; Xylariaceae. The record is from the annotation of a GenBank genome assembly.